AGGGGGCCGACGCCCUGUGGGUUUUACUGGUAUUUACAUGGCUGAUUAGCUGAUAAGUUCCCUAAUAACAACUUUUCGCCGAGCAACCAACCCGCCCGCUAUUUUGGUGCUGUCAUUGCUAUUCCUUCUUUUCCUCUCUCCCAUCAAGCUUCACUUCUACCCUUCGCUUCUUCGUUGGCCAUCCCACCCCACGCCCUCCGUCUGAAGCGGAUUCAAUCUUUACAUUCGCAACGCAGUCAUUGCAUUUCCUCCCUCCUCCUUGUCGGGACAAUGCGCUGAUUGGUAUCCUUCCCCUACGCCCUGCAGUUGUGAAGAUGCCUCCUGCGGUUGCGCGACGAUCGCCCUACAAAGACUUCCUGCAGCCUGCCCUGCAGAGACGUUUCGCUUCGACCGCCGGAGUCUUGCUGGCAAUCUCCUACGUUGAGGCUCUCACCUUAUCCAGCUGGAGUUCACUUGUCUGGUCAUGGUUGCCUCUCGGUCUUCCAGGCCUACGCACCCUGGUUAUAUUCGGUAGCAUCUUCCCCAUUAUCAUAUUACGGAUUGCCCAUGCGCACAUCGGCAUUCGAACGUCCAACUCGCCCUUCGAGACCUUCUGCAACAAUGCCAUCUCCUUCGCGACCCUAGAGACUAUCGUCACCUUCGCCUUCUCCGCGUGGCUUUUCAGCCAGACUUACCUGCUCUCCACUCCGGACGAGGCCAAUCUCCGCUGGGUCACGCAUUACAGCGGGGAUCGUGUCCGCCUGAACGAGCGCGCCCUGUUCUAUACCAUGAAUCUGGUCGUGUUGGGAAUCGUGCAAGGUGUUCUCCACGUCGCCUUGGAUUUCGACCAGAUGCUUCUGGGGAUUGUUAGGCCAAGACGUGAAGGGGAAGCCAACACGCAGUCAUUGUACAGCUUCGAGAGGCUGGGCGAGUGGGCCCCCGUUCUCGUCGUCCGCGCCGGCGUUCUCUCGAUAGCCGUCGCUUUAGCCAACUAUGUCCUCGUCUACCACUUCUUCAGGCGCUCGGCUUGGGGGUGGGCAAUGUCCUUUUUCCGUCUGUUCUAUAACCUUCCCAAAACCAACAUACCGCCUAGCCAAGCCCCGUGGAGCAUAUGGAUGCUUGGGCGAUCAAUGUGGGCCGGCUUCCUGCUGACCCUUCUCUGGUACUUUGGUGAUAUGGCUUUCCGGCUACAGCUUGGCAGACCACCCCUCAAGAACAACCAACCGCUCAGCGCCGAGUCCAAAGAUCCCAACGGAAGUUUACUGAACGGAUUGAAGAGCAAAAAGUCGCGCAUAUCCGCCUUUGCCGUGUGGGAGACGGCCUUAAUUGCGAGGGACUUCGACGUGAGGAGAGCAGGCAUCUUUGAAGAUAUCGACCGGAACGAUGGCCCGACGUGGUCGCAGGUUUACGUAACAUGCUUGAGCAUGAUCAAAGAAAUCGAGCAGAGAAUUGACAACUACGGGAAGCCGCCUACUCCCCCGCCAGCCCCACCAGCAAAUGGCGCUCCGCCUCAACAGCCGCCGCAACCACCGACGCGAAUUGUCCAGCCCCCGAGGAGUGACGACGUCUGGGCACCAGCACCGGCGCCGAAAAGCGUACGGAAUUCUGUCGGCAAGCUGGUUAUCAACCUAGCGACGUCGCCGGGAAAGCCGCCCCUUGGUGCCCUCGUGCCGGAAGCCAAGAGAAGAGCGCUGGAGGCUAGGGAGCAACUAUUGAGUAAGGAGCAGCAAGAGGCCCUUACCUCUGACGGGUUGAGCGCCAUGGCACGGGGCGUGAUGGACCGAGUGUUGUCGACGCCCACCGUCGGUCUCGCGUUUCAACAGCUCUUCGGCCGCCGAUUAACGACAGCGGUGCUGGGUCGACCGUACGGCGAGCUCAGCGUAUACGCGAACGCAGCCUAUGUGCUGUCGCGACUAGCUGUCUGCAGUCUCACGGAGGACGCUUACGGCAAGGUACAGAGAGACGUGCCGGCUAUCAUACGGACAUUCACCAUGGUCAUCAAGAAGAUAGAGAGGUUUAGGGAUGGGUUCCCAUUUCAUUGGACGGACCUGAGACGGAGCCGGGAGUGCCCGGAAGUGGAGGAACUACUGGCGGCACUGAAAGACGGGCUGGGCGAGCUCAUCGCCGCGUUUGGGCCGUUCAGCACCGACCUGCGACUCACCCGCGCGGAUAUGAGGCUGGCUCGGGAGGCGGCCGAGCAGAGACAGGCCGCGGCGCCCGCAGAGGCGGAGCCGGCACGCGAUGCGGCAGCAGAGGCACAGCGACCGGAGAUGCGGGAACUACGCUAGCGGCAGCGGCCUCUGGCGUCGAGUGCUGUCAUGUAUAGCUGUCGUUGUAGGCGUGGGUGAGGCUUGACUCGGAUGGCCGAGGGUGGCAGCUAAAAAUGGCGUACGGUAGAAAUCAUUUAAUGCAAUUCAGUCCUGGGCUUCGGACGGCACGUAAAGCCGCUGUGGCGUGUCAUGCUGUGGUGUUUGUGGCUUGACCUGCACGGCCACACCCGCUUCCUCUUCUGGCUUCCGGCUUCCGGGACUGGCCCCCAGCACUUCGGUACAUAAUUGCUAAUAUACAUGUAUUUUGAGGUACCUUUCCAUGUUUCGUAGGUACCAUAUGUACCUGGAAAUCUCCAC
Messenger RNA from Durotheca rogersii, 2606 nucleotides. Its product is annotated as nucleoporin protein Ndc1-Nup. The transcript is spliced from 3 exons. NCBI's taxonomy places the organism in Eukaryota, Fungi, Ascomycota, Sordariomycetes, Xylariales, Xylariaceae. Gene Ontology annotation, molecular function: spindle pole body-nuclear membrane anchor activity. Gene Ontology annotation, cellular component: nuclear pore transmembrane ring; spindle pole body. Bases 315 to 2267 code for a protein of 650 amino acids. The record is from RefSeq and is a predicted model, not a curated record. Gene Ontology annotation, biological process: spindle pole body localization; nuclear pore organization.